AUGUCAACCGCUCUCGAGUGUCUCCGCGUGCUACGUACACCUUUUCGAGAGGAGAUUACCACCGGACGCAUCUUAUAUGGAGUGCUCCUAGCCUCAAUCACCGCUAGCUCCACUUUUAUGAAUAUCAUUCUUAUGCUUAUCGCCCUCUUUACUGACACUUUGAAUACGUCAUUACGUCUCUACCUGCUCAGUGCAACUUUUGGAGGACUCGUGGUAGUGGUCCCAAUACUCUCUGGGUUAAUACCGGCUAUACUCUUUCGAGUACAAUUAAAAGAUCCAGUCAAUAUAAUCAUAACUACGGGUGAUACUUUAUCAUAUCUCAUUUUGAUGUUAACUACCACUGCUAUAGCAUGGGAUCGAUUCAUAUUCUUUCUCUUGCCAAAGGUGCACAAAUUCAUCAACCCCUAUUUUGCUGCAUUUCCAUGCAGUGCAGCAUUCCUUGUUACUAUUCAUAUGUUUACUAUCGGAUGUUACAAAAGAACUGAUCCCUUUGCUCUUGCUUUUACGUACUCAUGCAGGAGAUAUGCUCCAAGAACGCUACGUAUUGAUUCAGAUGUCCUAGAUAUGGAGAUCCUUGCAGCCUCCUUUUAG
Messenger RNA from Strongylus vulgaris, 591 nucleotides. The record is from the annotation of a GenBank genome assembly. Lineage: Eukaryota; Metazoa; Nematoda; Chromadorea; Rhabditida; Strongylidae.